Messenger RNA from Miscanthus lutarioriparius, 984 nucleotides. NCBI's taxonomy places the organism in Eukaryota, Viridiplantae, Streptophyta, Magnoliopsida, Poales, Poaceae. The record is from the annotation of a GenBank genome assembly.
AUGGACACUGAGUAUCAAGCACUUCGUCGCAACAAGACUUGGCAUUUGGUUCAUCCACCACACGACAAGAAUAUAAUUGACUGCAAAUGGGUCUAUAAAGUGAAGCAACGAGCAGAUGGAUCCAUUGAUCGUUACAAGGCAAGACUUGUUGCUAAAGGUUACAAGCAGAGGUAUGGAAUUGAUUAUGAAGAUACUUUUAGUCCCGUUGUCAAGGCGGCAACCAUACAUCUUAUUUUGUCCAUAGCUGUUUCAAAGGGGUGGACUCUCAGGCAACUUGAUUUUCAAAAUGCAUUUUUGCAUGGAGUUCUUGAAGAGGAAGUAUACAUGCGUCAACCCCCUGGAUAUGUUGACAAGGAUAGGCCGAAUUGGGUGUGUAAACUUGAUAAAGCACUCUACGGUCUCAAACAAGCACCUCACGCCUGGUAUGCUCGGUUGUGUGGCAAGCUUGAAACUCUAGGAUUUGUUCCAUCCAAGGCAGAUACGUCUUUGUUUUAUUAUCAAAAAGGUCGACAUACUAUCUUUGUUUUGGUUUAUGUUGAUGACAUAAUUGUGGCUAGCUCGUCCAAAGAUGCUACUGAUGCUUUGCUCCGAGAUUUGGAAUGGGACUUUGCACUCAAGGAUCUAGGUGAUCUUCAUUACUUCUUGGGCAUCGAAGUCAAGAGAUCAAGGGAUGGUCUCCUAUUGUCUCAACAGCGCUAUGCUACUGAUGUUGUCAAGAGAGCUGUGUGUAUGCAGUAUGCAGUGUUGAAGCAUACAAUAUGCAGUGUUGAAGCAUAUAGUAUGCAGUGUAUGUCAAGGUUUGGAACUAGAGCUCGUCGAGGGUGGGAUGAAGAGGAUGAUCUGAUGAUGAUGACCUCUUCAUCAUUGCUGGUCUUCUUGAGGGCUCGAGGAGAAACAAGUGCAAGAAAAAGUUUCGUGGAUCGUUGCCGGGUCACCGCAAAGUGCCACGGAACAUUUCUGAAGGUCACAAUCGCAUCUAUCUAG